AGCGGGAGACCGCGGGCGGGCGGCGGCCGGCGAGGAUGCGCGGAGGGGAGGCGGCUCUCCUCGUUGCCGUAACAAAGAAGCGGAGAAAAAAGUAACGGUUUUGCGUGCGCGCUUUGCCUCUCGUAGACCGAGGGAAUAGCCGGCGAUAUUCUGAAAUCAGAAGGACUUUGCGUGCGGCGCGGGGAUGCGCGGCAGGAAAUUAACUCCGACGGGAAUGGUUUCUCUCAAAGUGCCGCGACAGGAUUGGAGGAAAUGUUUCUUUUCUGGCAGCUGAAAUCCCUCCUGCGGACGCGGCGACGGCUGCCGAACGCACCGGGGACUUUUGCGGAGACUUAAAGCAGAUGCCGGCGUUCGUACCGGAAUGACCUUGGGAUCGCUGUGUGUGGAUCCCUCGCUUCCCCCCGCCGAGCUCCAGAACUCUCGGAUAAAGGCGGUUCUGGCAUUUCUGGGGCUUUUCGGAAUCCACGAGUGUGUACAAUUAAUUACCUGCCUAACGAUUCCGGAACGAAUCGAGCGUUUACUUAAAACUGAACCCAGAAGAUGCUUUCUGUUAACGUUUGCUUUCUCCCCAGCUGCGAAUGCAGUGAGCAAGGUAACGUCCUGCAAUUAGAAGAACGAUUAUUUUAAGCUUCUAUUUAUCACCUAUAAAACGUAGGAGCCCUAAAACCACGUAGAAGAUGAAGCAAAACAGCAGGAUAACGGAGUAGUAAACAAUGGCAGCUUUUCUGGUCAAAUCAGCAUUUCGUUAGCAUGGCAGCAGAAUGCAGAUGGAAGUUUCUGUCCCUGUGGUGUGGGGGUUUGUGAAAUGAUUCAGGUGUUGCUACAGAGGUGAGCGCUGCCAUGGCUGGACCCGUGAACUCCCGAGCACCGGGCUCUGCUACGGCAGAGCUUCCAAUGAUGAUGGUUUUAAAUUGCCGUUGCUGAAAUAGAAUUCAAGAGGAUUUAUUUUGUCUUGUGGGGACCUCGAGGUAUGCUUCUGGCAUUGAUAAUUGUAACAGACGAUAACUGCUUAAAAGGAUUGUGAAUACUGACAGAAGUCUCCAAAUUCUAUUCUGAAAGCAUUUUGAUCUUUAAAUGAAUAGACGCAAUCUUCCUCGUUGUAUGUGAGAUGUAUGCUUGCUUCCUGGGCAGUCAGAGGACAAACCUGCCUUGUCCCCCGCCCGCCUCCCUCCAAAUAAAAUUCAUUAUUCAUACCCAAACGGUGGUGAGUCUGUUGGAAUUAACCUUGGCAAAAGUGUUUUCCUUACCUUCCUAACAAUUAGUGUGGAUAAGACGGAGUGCCAUCUCCCAGACAGAGCCAGAAAAGGCAGCGUUAGGUGAUGAACUUUUUCCUUUACUCUCAAGUCACUCUGCUUUAAACUGAAGACGUUAAAAGAUGACCUCUAGCACCUGCUGGUCCAGGAACCCUGAGCUGUGCCGAGGUUCCUCCCUCCCUCCCUCCUCUCACCCCGCUGUGUUCCAAAGUCAAUGACUUUCUCAGGAAAAUAAAAGUCAGAUAUUCCCCCUCCCCCUCCCCACCCUGGGGAAUGAAGAUGGCUCUUCAGUUUUUGUUUCCCUAAUUCAUGAUACCUGCUUGCUUUAGAAGUGCCUUGUGUUUGCUAAGGAUUGUUCAAGAGCACUGGAGCAGCUGAUCAGUGGCCUUUCUCUUUCUGGCUUUUUUUGUUUUGUUUUGUUUUUCCUUCUUUCUUUUUCUUUCUUUCUUUCCUUAAAGCUAAGGUGUGCCAGAGGUGAUGCGCUGAUGCUGAGGAGCAUCAACAGCUGUGGGACAGUAGAACCCUCCCAACUGUAAGCACUGGCAGCAGGAGAGACCGUGGGACACUGGAGCAGUCUGGCUGCCGCUGAGCGGGUCGCCUGCCCGCUGCCUGCAGUCCCAGUGAUCCCACCACAAAACAUGAACCGGUCGCGAUGGGUUGAAUGGAGGACUCUGAAUAUGAGCGGUAGCCUGGUGAACCUGUCUGAGCACCUCUCCUGCCCUCUGGGAUUUGGUCACUACAACGCAGUCGACAUCUGUAUCCUUGAGACAGUUGUUAUCGUCCUGCUCACCUUCCUGAUCAUUGCGGGUAACCUGACUGUUAUCUUCGUUUUCCACUGCGCCCCACUCCUGCACCAUUACACCACCAGCUAUUUCAUUCAGACCAUGGCCUACGCCGACCUCUUUGUUGGAGUUAGCUGCUUGGUCCCCACGCUGUCCCUGCUCCACUAUUCAACAGGCGUCCACGAGUCCCUGACAUGCCAAGUUUUCGGAUACAUCAUCUCCGUGUUAAAAAGCGUGUCUAUGGCAUGUCUGGCUUGCAUCAGCGUGGAUCGCUAUCUGGCUAUAACAAAGCCUCUCUCCUAUAACCAACUGGUCACACCUUGUCGCUUGAGAAUCUGCAUCAUUUUGAUCUGGAUAUACUCUUGCCUCAUCUUCUUGCCUUCCUUUUUCGGCUGGGGAAAACCUGGUUACCACGGAGAUAUUUUUGAGUGGUGUGCUACCUCCUGGCUAACUAAUGCCUACUUCACUGGCUUUAUCGUCUGCUUACUGUACGCUCCUGCUGCCUUUGUCAUCUGUUUCACGUACUUCCACAUCUUCAAGAUCUGCCGGCAGCACACCAAAGAGAUCAACGAUCGGAGGGCUCGGUUUCCCAGCCAUGAAGUGGACGCUGCUGGGGAGACGGGGCACAGCCCUGACCGCCGCUAUGCCAUGGUGUUGUUUCGGAUCACCAGCGUGUUCUACAUGCUGUGGCUCCCCUAUAUCAUAUACUUCCUGCUGGAGAGCUCUAGGGUGUUGGAGAACCCCGCGCUUUCCUUCUUAACAACGUGGCUUGCUAUAAGCAAUAGUUUCUGCAACUGUGUGAUCUAUAGCCUCUCCAACAGUGUUUUCAGGCUGGGACUACGGAGGCUGUCAGAGACCAUGUGUUCAUCUUGCACGUGUUUAAAGGACAGGGAUGUACAGGACCCUAAGCCAAGGAAACGGGCUAAUUCCUGCUCCAUUUAAAGAACA
Messenger RNA from Phasianus colchicus (ring-necked pheasant), 2983 nucleotides. Lineage: Eukaryota; Metazoa; Chordata; Aves; Galliformes; Phasianidae. The record is from RefSeq and is a predicted model, not a curated record.